CGAUGGAAGAAGAUUCCAAAGAGGGGCUGUCUCUUUAUGAGUUAAAACGUUUAAAGAGAAUUAAGGAGAACCAAGCAUUAUUAGCUCAAUUGUUUCCAGAGGGCACAAAACUGAAGUCACCAACAAAGAAGAAAUCCAAAACUAAAGGACAGUUAUCCCCUUUACCAAUUGAUCCAUUAGUGAGUACAUGUAUUAGACGAAAAAGUAAACGCAUUAGUGAAAGAGCAUCUCGGAGAGCCUCAGAAAGAACCUUAGACAAAGCAAGUUGUGAUGACCAUUACACCGGACCAAUCACAAGAUCGAGGAAGAUCUUACUGUCCGAGUCACUCAUUCAAGCAAAGAGACGACGGAAAUCUAAAUCUAAUAAUGUGGACCAUGAUCCAUUGAGUAGAAUUAAAGCAAUCGAAAGUGACGACAGUGAACAAGAUGAUGGGCCAGAAACAACAAAGAGAUCUAGUCAUAUGCCAGAGGACCCAUUGACAAGAGAUACUAGUACACCUAGUAGAGAGAAACCAACACAAAACAGCCAAUAACAAUUGUACCAC
Molecule: messenger RNA, 545 nt
Organism: Amphimedon queenslandica
Lineage: Eukaryota; Metazoa; Porifera; Demospongiae; Haplosclerida; Niphatidae
Exons: 4
Coding region: 3-533 (176 amino acids)
Source: RefSeq, a predicted model, not a curated record